ACAGUCCGCGACAAGGUUGCACUGUAUAACGCAUAUGUAAACGCACUCGAAACGGCCCGCGCGAAGAGGACCUGUUGCGCUCGCCUGCCCGUGCUGUGCUUGCUGUGAGUGCCCCCAUGGAGUAACAUGUCCUCCGACAGCCAAGACUUCGACUCGAAGAUGGACGUCAACGCCUCCAGCACGUCCGCCUCCCCCAGGACGCCCCCCAACUGCGCCCGCUGCCGCAACCACCGCCUCAAGAUCGCCCUCAAAGGCCACAAGCGCUACUGCAAGUACCGCACCUGCAAGUGCGAGAAGUGCCGGCUGACCACCGAGCGCCAGAGGGUGAUGGCCAUGCAGACGGCGCUCCGGAGGGCCCAGGCCCAGGACGAGGCCAUGCUCCGGAGCGGCAGCGCCGUCGACCCCGCCAUCAUGCAGGUGCCGCUCAAGAGCCCCUCGCCCAUCCACGCCAUCGAGAGGAGUCUGGACUGCGACUCCUCAGCCUCCUCGCAGUGCUCCAACCCGCCGCCCGCCAUCCGGAAGAUGACUCCGGUGCCUGCCGUGCCCUCGAGCACUUCCGUCAACAUUGGGACGAUCGCUCAAAGCACGGACCUGUUAGAAGAUUGUCAAAAAUUACUCGAACGGUUCAAGUAUCCGUGGGAAAUGAUGCCGUUGAUGUACGCCAUCCUGAAGGAUGCGAGGGCCGACUUGGAAGAGGCUUCCCGGCGGAUCGAUGAAGGAAAGCGUGUUGUGAAUGAGUACUCAAGACUGCACAACCUCAACAUGUACGACGGAGUGGAGCUUCGAAAUUCAACGCGUCAGUAUGGAUGAUUAAAAAAUUAACCAUCACCCAAAAUUUGUAGUUUCGAUUAACUUCCUCUUGCUUUCUGUUCAAAUUCAGUAGAUUUUGGGUGUUUUUCAAAAUUUUGUUGCCAGUCUGAAACAGUAAUGCAUGUCCCCUUUUUUCUUUACCAUUUAUAGAUAACAAGAACCAAGACCGACGAAGUUUCAGCAGCAAUCCAUCCUUCAAGUCCGUCAACCUGCAGUUUAAAUGCAACGUCUUAAUAUAGACUUCGUCGCACCGCAUCAGCUCAAGCCGUCUUAUUUAUUGUUGUUACUGAUAGUUAAACCAAAUAUUUAAUGCAUUAAAGUAUUAUACGUGGACUCAAGAAACCUCAGAGGACCGAAGCUUCGUUAUUUUGUGGACAGUAUUUUUUUAUCGUAUUACUAGAAAUAUUUAGCUUUAGUAACAUUUCUCAAACAUUUCAAAGUUGUAAAGUAUAUUUUUGAUGUGAAAUUUAUGACAACUGGGAACGUUUACCCAAAAUGUUUUUGAAGAAGUAGAGAAUGUGUCACAAGAGCAUUCUAAAUCUUAUAAGGUCGUGACACUGAAAUUCUGUUAGACUUCUGCCAAAGACUUAAGGAUAAGUUCCAGUUGUCGUGGAAAAUGAUAUCGCUAGUGGACGUUAUUCUCAAAUAUGCCAAAGAUCAAGACGAGGCGUGGAGGCAGAUUGAUGAAGCAUUCCUAGAAAUUCGAGCCUUGGCCGCCGUCGAAGCAGCAAGGUACACCUACCACCACAUCCCUUAUUCAGGAUUGUACCCAAAUGCUGCAACUGCGAUCUAUCCGCCCGUAUAUUUGCCAUCCAUGUCCAUGUAUCAUCCUGCCACUCUGUUAGGAUCAGUCCCCACAAGCACGUCGCCGUCUCACUCGCCGCCCAUCGUCCCUAGAGCCAUAAGGCCCAGCAGUAGAGCGUGAUAAAGACGUUGCGGGACAUCGUUAAACACGAGGGGACUGUUUUGUGAUUGUGGAUGCAAAUUGCAUCACUUUGAAUGUAGUAAGUAUUUACUCUUCCAAGUCAAUCCGUCUCUUCAAAAGUGUAAUAAUCGUCCUAGCCGUUACAAUAACUUUAUGUAAUCAAUCAUAGCAAUAAAUUUCUUGAGUUCCAACAAUUGGAAUUAAAAUUCCCACAGUUUUUGAAUGCGCAGCUUAACGAAAGACGUCCCAAAAUUGUAAUUUUCAGUCUUUCUGUGUGUUCCGUUAAAUACAAUAAUAUUUAAUGUAAAUAGAAUUUAAAUUUAUUUUUUGUACAAAGAGUGUCUGAAAAGAUGUUUUGUUUGAGUGUUUUUACAUUUUAAGGUUUGUGGCCAGAAUUGAAGGCCUUGUGAUAUUAAAUGACUUAAUAUUACACUAUAGUGUUACUUAACUUCCAAGAACUUGACCGAAUUAUUAAUGUUAGUUGAUAGAAUGUUAAAAGAGUUUACAAAACUUUACUUCCUCGAGAUCAACUUUACUAGAAUGUGGUAAAAGAUUAAAAAUCACAAAAUUUUUAUGGCUUUAUCGCAUCUUUAGGCACUUAUCUUCUUAAAUGGUUUUGCGGUUUGUGGUAGGUACGGCAGAUACCUAUAUAAUUAGCAGGUCAUUUACGGCAUGUAUUAAUCAAUACUUAU
Molecule: messenger RNA, 2427 nt
Organism: Tribolium castaneum (red flour beetle)
Lineage: Eukaryota; Metazoa; Arthropoda; Insecta; Coleoptera; Tenebrionidae
Gene: dsx
Product: doublesex
Exons: 6
Coding region: 127-810 (227 amino acids)
Biological process (GO): sex differentiation; regulation of transcription by RNA polymerase II
Cellular component (GO): nucleus
Molecular function (GO): RNA polymerase II cis-regulatory region sequence-specific DNA binding; DNA-binding transcription factor activity, RNA polymerase II-specific
Source: RefSeq, marked validated